This is a messenger RNA of Amblyraja radiata (thorny skate), 1437 nucleotides long. RefSeq lists its product as uncharacterized. Lineage: Eukaryota; Metazoa; Chordata; Chondrichthyes; Rajiformes; Rajidae. The transcript is spliced from 2 exons. The record is from RefSeq and is a predicted model, not a curated record. The coding region runs from base 71 to 1387 and encodes 438 amino acids.
UUCUGAAAUUAUUACGCAAGAUCAGAUCCUUGAAGGAACGUGACCAAGUCAACGCAGGUGUUGGUCGGGGAUGGGUAACAUUUGGAACACACUUGCUGAUGAGGAUACCAAAUCCUCUGUGUGUGAAGUAAUUGGGAUUGAAUCUGACCCAGAAGAUCUGAUAUCCUUCUGUGCCCAGCCUGGAUGGAGAACACAUCACCGGAAAUAUCUGAUUCCUUUAAUAGCUGAAGUCAAAAAGUUGCUACGUCCAAGCUAUGAACAAUUUACAGCCACGGGAAAUGUUGCCCAGAUUUCCAGUCCGACAACUCGGGGUUCUAGAGGAUCGAUGCCUUUAAAACAAUGGGUAAUAUCCACUAAAAACCCGAGAAUUAAAUUGCCAUCCGUGGUUACCAACAGAAAUAAUGAUUUGCUUCAACCCAGCACUUUGAAUCUGUAUAAACAUCUCAAGGUCCUUCAUGGGUGUUUUACCAGAGAGAAAUUAUGCACUACUGCAAGAAGGCUUAAGGAAAGACUAAUGAACAACCACAGGUCAAACAUCACUGCAAAUAUUUCAGCCACUGCUACAAAGUACCCUGAAGCAGCAAUCUUUAUCCAUGCCAAUGAUGGGCCAACUAAGGCUUCUGCUAGGAACGAAGAUGUGAGCCAUUCAGCCCCUCGUCCCUCUACUAGAAACUCCUCGGUGAGUCCCACUAGAUGUCACCGGACUCCUACCAUCGAGAACGCUGAUGGGUCCUGGAUAACUUUAGCAAGGAACCCUAAGUUAAACAUCAACAGAAAAGUGUCGGCAACCAUCGAUAGGAACCCUUGGGGAAUCAUCUCAAGAAACCCUGUGCUAACGUCUACUCAGAAGGCAAGAACAACCAACCAAAAUCCUUCGAUGGUGGCCAGCGAAAAGCCAAGAACGACUGCUGGUCGCAACUUGUUGUUAAUUGCCACUAAAAACCCCAACAUUUUCCUCAUUAAAAACUCGGCAAACAGAAACCCAAAUAACAUCAUCAGGAACACUUGCACUGUCACCACUCAAAACCCCAACGUGACCACAGUUCAGAAACUCAACCGGAGAUGCAGUGGAAGCAUCGCCUGGGCCUCUCGUCCACCAUCCAAGAUGGCCGCAGCUCAAUAUCCUCCUAGGAACACCGCACGAAAACGCGGAGGGGUCCUUCUUCAACAUUCCAAUUGGAUCAGCAUGAAAACUCACAGCGGGAGCAUUGUUCGAGGCCCCGGUGGAGAAGUGAAUAACAUCACCAGCGCAAAUACCAACAAAAUCAUCAUUCAAAGAACCAAGGUGCACGUAAUCAGAAAACGUGGCAGGAUGGCCAUUCAAAAAUCUGCAAUCACCACCAUUAGAAAUGUCAACAUCAUCAAUACCUGUUUGACCCUCGGUUAGAAGGCAAAGAAAAUUCAACAUUCUACGUUUGGUAGAUUGCCUGUGAUUGA